Messenger RNA from Vicia villosa (hairy vetch), 3481 nucleotides. RefSeq names its product pentatricopeptide repeat-containing protein At4g19890. The coding region runs from base 99 to 2204 and encodes 701 amino acids. Gene Ontology annotation, molecular function: protein binding. NCBI's taxonomy places the organism in Eukaryota, Viridiplantae, Streptophyta, Magnoliopsida, Fabales, Fabaceae. The record is from RefSeq and is a predicted model, not a curated record. The transcript is spliced from 2 exons.
AUUCCACUAUGCUCUUUACACCCCCCAUUUCCCAAAAUUAGGUCACACUCUCUCUCUCAUCUCCACCGGCGCCGCCGUCAUUUUUCAUUUUGUGCUUUAUGAUUCUCAGAACUCAUGCCAUUCCACGUAGAUUCACCUCACUCUUCAUCUUCCACACACAAUCACUACGCUAUUUAUCUUCAUCAACACAAUUAACUUCUUCUGAUUCUGAUGUGGCUCCAUCAAUACAAUCACAAUCUAUAGUCCAAAGGGUGUGUUCAUUGGUUCGCGAAUCAUACAAUGAACACACCCAUGUACGAGUUUCACCUCCAAGACUCAAUCUUGGGGUUGAUCCUGAUUGUUUAACCCACGAACAAGCUGUUACUGUUGUUGCUUCACUUGCAGGUGAUUGUGGUUCAAUGGUGGCUCUUGGGUUCUUUUAUUGGGCAAUUGGGUAUCCAAAGUUUCGAUAUUUUAUGAGAUUGUAUGUAGUUUGUGCGAGUUCGUUGAUUGGGAAUAGGAAUUUGGAGAAAGGGAAUGAAGUUAUGAGGUGUAUGGUGGAGAGUUUUGCUGAGGUUGGGAGGUUGAAGGAGGCUGUGGAGAUGGUUAUUGAAAUGCAUAACCAGGGUUUGGUUCCGAAUACUCGGACUUUGAAUUGGAUUAUCAAGGUGACGAGUGAGUUUGGUUUGGUUGAGUAUGCAGAGUUGCUGUUUGAGGAAAUGUGUGUGAGAGGGGUGCAACCGGAUUCUGUUAGCUAUAGGGUGAUGGUUGUUAUGUAUUGUAAGAUUGGUGAUGUUUUGGAGGCGGAUAGGUGGUUGAGUGCGAUGCUCGAGAGGGGUUUUGUCGUUGAUAAUGCAACGUUUACGUUAAUUAUUAGUAGAUUCUGUGAAAAGGGUUAUGGGACAAGAGCGUUGUGGUAUUUUCGUAGGUUAGUUGAUAUGGGUUUGGAGCCGAAUUUGAUUAAUUACACGUCUAUGAUUGAAGGUUUGUGCAAAAGGGGUAGCAUUAAGCAAGCGUUUGAAAUGUUGGAGGAGAUGGUUGGGAAAGGUUGGAAACCUAAUGUGUAUACGCAUACGUCGUUGAUUGACGGUCUUUGUAAGAAAGGAUGGACCGAGAAAGCGUUUAGAUUGUUUCUUAAGCUUGUUCGAAGCGAAAAUCACAAGCCAAAUGUGCUUACGUAUACUGCCAUGAUAAGUGGGUAUUGUAGAGAUGAGAAACUAAACCGGGCAGAGAUGCUACUGAGUCGAAUGAAGGAGCAGGGGUUAGUCCCGAACACGAACACAUACACGGCGCUCAUUGACGGGCAUUGCAAAGCCGGAAAUUUUGAUAGAGCGUACGAUUUGAUGAAUCUAAUGAGUAGUGAAGGUUUCAGUCCUAAUGUGUGUACAUAUAAUGCAAUUGUUGAUGGUCUUUGUAAAAGGGGAAGGGUACAGGAGGCUUACAAAAUGCUCGAGGAUGGCUUUCAUAAUGGGUUGAAACCCGAUAAAGUCACCUAUAGUAUUCUCAUGUCUGAGCAUUGCAAACAGGGAAAUAUCAAGGAAGCAUUGGUGUUAUUCAAUAAGAUGGUAAAAAGUGGUAUUCAACCGGAUAUUCAUUCAUACACAACAUUGAUUGCGGUCUUCUGUAGGGAAAAUCGUAUGAAAGAAAGUGAGAUGUGUUUCGAGGAAGCUGUGAGAAUCGGAGUUAUUCCUACAAACAAAACUUAUACAUCUAUGAUAUGUGGUUAUUGCAGAGAAGGAAAUUUGACCUUGGCGAUGAAGUUUUUCCGUAGGAUGAGUGACCAUGGUUGUGUUCCAGAUUCUAUUACAUACGGUGCUAUUAUAAGUGGGCUAUGCAAGCAGUCAAAACUCGACGAGGCUCGGGGUUUGUAUGACUCUAUGAUAGAAAAGGGACUUACCCCGUGUGAAGUUACUAGGGUAACUUUGGCUUACGAAUAUUGUAAGGAAGAUGAUUGUUUAUCUGCUAUGGUUAUUCUAGAAAGGCUGGAAAAGAAGCAUUGGAUUCGGACAGCUAAUACCUUGGUCAGAAAGCUAUGUAGUGAGAAAAAAGUAGGCAUGGCUGCGCUGUUCUUUAAUAAGUUACUAGACAUGGAUGUUCAUGUUAAUCGUGUAUCGUUAGCAGCAUUUAUGACUGCGUGCUAUGAAAGCAAUAAUUAUGCUCUUGUUUCAGAUUUGUCUGCAAGGAUACACAAGGAAAAUCGUUUGGAAAUCAAAGCCACGAGAUAACCGAAAACUAAAAAGUGCUAAGAGAGCUUUGGAACCCUUUUAGAUCCUACCUAGCUUAACUCCAGAUUACUCCAAGGCAAAGGUGGUUUUUCUGAAUGAGGGGUUCAGACCCGAAAAAAAGUCAAUAAAUCGCAAUUUACAAUGUGCUUCCACCAUGGCAUGAUGGAAUCUUCUGAGCCUUCCACCAUAGGAUGCAAUGCCUGUUAUUUUUGAUAUAAUUGCAAUGGCAAUACAGUAGCUGAUCUUCUGGGAAAAUUCUUGAUUGAAUUUGAAGGGAACAAGUCAAAGUCAGUCAAUGAUGUUGGUGAGGAGGAGGUUGUUGUAGAAGGUUCUGGAAUUGAGAAGAGUAAUGAGGAAAUGCAACUGUAAAUGAAUCUGAAACUGGGAAGAAAACAUGACUUGACUUUUUGGAGUGUUCUCGCGAAUAUGAAGACUAUGUUUGUUUGUUCGAAACUGCAAGUCAACAAAUGUUGCUGGUUUAACUUUUUGUCGUCAAUGGUGGUGGCGGGACAGAUUCUAGCUUUAAGGAGGAUCUUAUUCUCAAUAGUACCUGUUGCGCUUCAAUCCCAAAACCGUUAAACAGCUCCAACAGCAACACUUCAAGUCAUCAACAUUUGUUCGAUUUGCAUUAGCAUCAGCGUCGCAACGACACCGUCUUCGACACUCUGUGGGUGGGUUCUACCUUUUGCGAUUUAUUUUGUAGUAUGACAUGUUGAUUUUUUGGUCUUUGUUUGCGUAGCUACUGUUGUAAUUCGAUCUGUUGUAAUUCGAUCUGUGCUGGACUGUGAAUCAUUGUAAUAAUGUGCAUGUGUAUGUUGUGUUGCUGAAUUUUGCAUUGUGUUGCAAUUUCAGGAGUUUUAAUUUGAUUUAGCUCUCGAACACAUUUGGACGCAUAGUUUCAGUCGCGUGAGGCUGUUUUCGGUUUACUUUUUCGAUUACUUUUUAGUUUUAAAGUGGCGCAAAUAUUGUAUAUAGCUUAUUGAGGUGCUGGAAUUUUAUCGCGUUACGCGUAUAUUACCGUAGUUUACGUGUUUUCUGAUUAUUUUGCGAUGAGCGCUUUGGCGUUAGCAAGUGAUGGAUUUUCGUUGUAUACACAUUUUUGGUACAUGAUCUGAAACCAAAACUCCACAAAACCUAACUUGCGAACACUCAAACCAUGUGAAAUCCGUUCCUCACACCAAAACGCAUUCACCACAAUGCAAAACGACAUGAAGUUGAUCCAAAAUUCACAUGUUUUAUGCUCAUUUUCACACGGGUUGGAUCUAGAAUUUUCUCAA